AUGUCCCCCACGGCAGCACUCCAAGGCCGCUUGAGAGAGCUCUCGGCCGCCCAAGGCGACAUCCAGCCUCUGGUUACCCGACUGCACGACUUUACUACCUCGAUCGGACAAGGCGAUGAAGCACGCUUAGAGCUUGGUGCCGAGAUACACUCCAGACUGAAAGAUGCGGAGCAGGAAUUGGAGCUAUUGCGCGUGGAAGUUGAGGCUCUGGAUAUUGGCACAGAUACCAAGAAGAGACAAUCUGCGGCACAUGGGGAAAAGGAGGCAGAGAGAGAGCGAAUCGUUGCCAUGGCGGGGCGAUUGGCUGAGGAUCUGAAGCGAACACGAAGUGAUUUCCGAAAUGCCCAGUUGCAAGCAAAACGCAAUGCUGAACUCGCGAAGCGCAAGGAGAAAGACCUUUUGCUGUCUAGAUCUAGUGGCUCGGAGCAAAGGAAGCCCACUGAAAAGCUUACACAUGAUGAUCUUGUUCUGAAUGCCUCCAGUGAUGUCACAUCGGCAUUGCGCAGAACCCAUCAACUUAUGCAAUCGGAGCUCUCUCGCAGCCAGUUUGCUCAAGAGACCCUUGAUCAAUCUACGGCCGCAAUCUCAUCACUCUCUGAGUCCUAUAGUGGUCUCGACACACUUCUCUCAUCAUCGAAGAGUCUUGCUAAUUCCCUUCUCCGCUCUCAAAAGUCCGAUACAUGGUACCUUGAGACCGCAUUCUACAUUUUGAUCGGGACUAUCAGCUGGCUUCUUUUCCGGCGUGUUUUCUACGGGCCUCUUUGGUGGUUAGUAUGGCAGCCCUUGAAGCUAGUCGCUCGAGUCGUGUUUGCGACGCUGGGUACUGUGGGUCUAUCCAGCACCGCCGUUCAAUCUGCUUCGGAGUCAUUAUCCAGUGGCAUUACCUCUACUAUUCACGAGACUGCCACCGCGGUUGUCACUGGGACCACGACCUCCGGAAGCACUGCAUGGGAACAUGAACCCUCGGCGCCGAUUGACAGUGACCGCGUGAUUGAUAAGAUUGGAAAAAUGGUCGAGGAAGACAACCAAGGGGCACAUGAUAUCGACGAUGUCACUCCCGAAGAAAGGGCCAGACAAGAAGAACUUCCUCGCAACCCAAAGAAGCGGAUGUUUGAGGUCGAGGUGGAAGAACAAGUGCACGAUGAGUUAUAG
This is a messenger RNA of Penicillium salamii, 1152 nucleotides long. Lineage: Eukaryota; Fungi; Ascomycota; Eurotiomycetes; Eurotiales; Aspergillaceae. The record is from the annotation of a GenBank genome assembly.